Messenger RNA from Jaculus jaculus (lesser Egyptian jerboa), 1107 nucleotides. RefSeq names its product zinc finger DHHC-type palmitoyltransferase 12 (gene Zdhhc12). The transcript has 5 exons. NCBI's taxonomy places the organism in Eukaryota, Metazoa, Chordata, Mammalia, Rodentia, Dipodidae. The coding region runs from base 42 to 845 and encodes 267 amino acids. Gene Ontology annotation, cellular component: Golgi apparatus; endoplasmic reticulum. Gene Ontology annotation, biological process: protein targeting to membrane; peptidyl-L-cysteine S-palmitoylation. The record is from RefSeq and is a predicted model, not a curated record. Gene Ontology annotation, molecular function: protein-cysteine S-palmitoyltransferase activity.
CCUUGGGGCUCGUCUUCCGGGUGGGGCCCGGGGCCGAGGCGAUGGCACCCUGGGCGCUCCUCAGUUCUGGGGUGCUGGUGCGAACGGGGCACACCGUGCUGACCUGGGGGAUCACGCUGGUGCUUUUCCUGCAAGAUACCGAGCUGCGGGAAUGGGAAGAGCAGGGGGAACUGUUCCUGCCGCUCACCUUUCUGCUCCUGGUGCUGGGCUCCCUGCUGCUGUACCUGGCUGUGUCUCUCAUGGACCCAGGCUAUGUGAACACUCAGCUCCAGGCUCAGGAGCCCAAGGAGGAGCAGAUAGCCAUGGUUCCUCAGGCCACCCCACUUCGGCGCUGCAGAUUCUGCCUGGUGCUGCAACCCCUGAGGGCCCGGCACUGUCGCGAAUGCCGCCGCUGUGUCCGCCGCUAUGACCACCACUGCCCCUGGAUGGAGAACUGCGUGGGGGAACGCAACCACCCACUCUUUGUAGCCUACCUGACACUACAGCUGGUGGUACUUUUGUGGGGCCUGUACCUGGCAUGGUCUGGCCUGCAUUUCUACCAGCCCCUGGCUCUGUGGCUGCGGUUCCAGGGACUCCUGUUCGCCACCUUCUUGCUACUUUUGUUCUUCUCGCUGGUGGUCAGCCUGCUCUUGGCCUCGCACCUCUACCUGGUGGCUAUCAACGCCACCACCUGGGAGUUCGUCUCCUCGUACCGCACUGUCUACCUCCGCCAGCGCCCCAGCAACCCCUUUGACCGUGGUCUGACUCGCAACCUGGCCCACUUCUUCUGUGGGUGGCCCUCGGGUCCCUGGCAGACUCUCUGGGCUGAGGAGGACGAGGAGGAAGGCAGCAGCCAGGCUGUGUAGGAUUGCUGGAGGCAGAGCUGCCAUCUUGUGCCUGAAAACUAGAGGCUUGCACCAGCAGGGGUCAGCCCCCGGAGGACCCUGGUCUCCCAGGCCUCAGCAUCAAGACACAUGCCCCUGCCUUCCUCAGGUAGAGGACCUGCGGAGAACUCAGCACAAAGGAACUCCAGAUUCUGCUGCACCGCCCCAGCCAGGAUGCCUCUGGGUGCAGAGUUUUAUCACUAAUUUAAUAAUCCAUAAAGUAUUAAAAAGACGAACCAAAGUG